CAAAACAGGUCUGGGCUGAAAAAGUAUGGCAGCUGCUGAGGCGGCGGUGGUAUCGUCGUCUUCGGAAACAGACACAGCCCAGGUCCCUGAAACUGCAGGAACAGCCGCAGCCACGGCCGCCACCUCAUCAGCGACGGCUGCAGCCGCGGCGGUUGUGGCCGCCGCCAGGACCGGAUCCGAAGCCACGGUCUCCAAGGCCGCCUUGGCUACUAAGCUGCUGUCCCUGAGCGGCGUGUUCGCCGUGCACAAGCCCAAAGGGCCCACUUCAGCCGAGCUGCUGAAUCGGCUGAAGGAGAAGCUGCUAGCAGAAGCUGGAAUGCCUUCUCCAGAAUGGACCAAAAGGAAAAAGCAGACUUUGAAAAUUGGACAUGGAGGGACCCUAGACAGUGCUGCCCGAGGAGUUCUGGUGGUUGGAAUCGGAAGGGGAACAAAAAUGUUGACCAGUAUGUUGUCAGGAUCCAAGAGGUACACGGCCAUUGGAGAGCUGGGGAAAGCCACCGACACUCUAGAUUCCACGGGCAAAGUAACAGAAGAAAAGCCUUACGAUAAAAUAACACAAGAAGAUAUUGAAGGCAUUCUGCAGAAAUUUACUGGGAAUAUAAUGCAGGUACCUCCCCUUUAUUCUGCAUUAAAGAAAGACGGACAGAGACUUUCCACCUUGAUGAAGAGAGGUGAAGUAGUAGAAGCAAAACCCGCCAGGCCAGUUACGGUAUACAGCCUUUCCCUUCAGAAAUUCCAGCCACCAUUUUUCACAUUAGAUGUUGAAUGUGGAGGAGGUUUUUAUAUCAGAAGCUUGGUCAGUGACAUUGGCAAAGAGCUGUCUUCCUGUGCCAACGUCCUCGAGCUGACCCGAACCAAACAGGGACCGUUUACACUUGAAGAGCACGCCCUUCCUGAAGACAGAUGGACAAUCGAGGACAUUGCCCAGUCUCUGGAGCAUUGCUCGUCUCUUCUCCCGGCAGACUUGGCACUUAAAAAGUCAAAACCCGAGGAGUCUAAUGAACAAGUUUUGAGCUGUGAAUAUAUAACCCUAAAUGAGACAAAGGGAGAGGAUACGAUUAAGGCAUCUUAAGAUUGGCUUGGGAUUGUCAUCAUUUCUUGGUUGACGUUGGAGUCCUGGGUACAGGAUGGCAAGCUACGUGCAAAAGAUGAACAACUGUUUCUUUUUUCCUCCCCGCAUGGUUUUUUUUUUUUUUCCGCAUGAAGAAAAAUGUCCAUCAUUGACAGUUUCUAUGGUGUACAAUUUAUCUGCUCUACAUUAUAAAUAGCCUUGCAGUGACUCGUUCAGCUCUUUGCCUCACUGUGAAAUGUUGUUUUAGGAUGUUAUUAUGUUGUUUGAUUGGAUUCAGGAAAAUCAACCCUCUGAUUUUGAUCUUUCUUCAGUCUUUUCCUGGAAACAGUUGAACACAUUUUCAAAUCAAAGAAAAAGAAACACAAGCUCUGUGUUUCUUUGGCGUCACAAAAGUGAAUGUAAAUUGGUGUUACUUUGACUUUACUUUGGCUUCCUAGUGGCUCUGUUGUAUUGAAAUUCUUAUGUUUGAAAAGGCCAUUAUUUAACGUACAUUUUGGAGUCUACAGUGAUUAACAUUUAUUUGAUAAGGCUUAUACUUUACCAGGUAAUAGCUGCUUGUUUAGCUCUUGGAAACUAAUAAACUUUUACAAUAAAUAUUUGUAAAUAAACCCAAUUAUUGUUGCUACCACUAACAGUGUAACUAGAAGACUAAAUAUUUAGUUAAAUUCCUGUCUACCAUGAGCGCGAAGGACAGACAGCCUUAUAUUUUGGCAGCUACGUGAUCCUUUCCUCAUGAUUUCGUCCACACAGUCAACCGCCCUGUACCAAGUUACUAAAUAGCAUAGUUUUUUAAAAGUAAGCUAAGGAAUGGUCUUCAGUUUAAAAUUUCUUUUGUCUAUUUUUUAGUGUUUAUUUAUACUAGGGCAUUAAGCCCUGUGAUACUGUUGUAUUUUUUUAGUUUGCUUUUUCAAAUUAUAUUUAUACACAUUGAGAUAGCCGCCCUGCAUGUCCAGCUAAUCUCUUCUGCUCUAAAUAUUUUGAAACAGUUAUUCUCAAACAUUUUCAUUCACAUAGUUUACUGAAAGUUCCCUAACCCUUUUUAACAUCAAUUUGUAAAUGUCACAAAAUGGUAAAUUUCAUAUAUAAGGAGUUUUGUUAUGGGAAAGCAAUAUAUUAUACUGCCAGUCUUUGGAAGUGUCCAAAUUCUGCUUCAUUUAUUCAGAUAAAUCUAGUUUUUAAAGGAAGAAUAGUUUAAAAUUUCAUAAGUGAGGUGUUUCUAGAUUUUUAUGGAUUCCCUUUCUUUUAAAAGUAGUUGCUUGUUUGCAAGCUCCAACUCAAAAAUUCUAAAUACGUAAAGUCAUGGGCUUUUAUUUGUAGUUAACUGAAUAUAAAUUCAAAAUAAAAUUCAAUAUAAAAGGUUAUAUAUGCUUCAGUGGAGCAUUUUCAUCACAUCAACAACGUAUUUUAUAUGAAAAUAUUAAAACUAAUUCUGACACACAAAACUAUAAGGAAAAGAGCUUGAUAUCUCAAUACAUUGACAUAAAAUACCAAACACACAAAUUUGUAGGUCAAAAGCUGACAACUUGACUUGUGCCCCGCAGCCUGUCUCGCACGGAAGUGGCGGUGGCUGCCCCGAUUACAGCGGGUCAUCAUGCAUUGCCAGUUAAGGUCUAAACAGAGCGAAAUUUAGGUUUUGGAAAACAAUUGGGGCAUUUCUGCUCUAUUUCUCAACUUAAAAAUUGCCAUGUAUAAUUUACUGAAGGAGAGGAGAGAUUAUAUCUUUUUUUAAUAUUAAAAGCAUUGAAGAAAAUUGCCAAAUAGAAAAAUUACCCACAAUCCUCACCAUCCUGAUGCAGUGACUUCAGAACUUUAAUUCUGUAUUACCAUUUCCCCUUCUCUGGUUUACAGAAUUACAGUCUUAAGUCAUAGAUUUUCUACUCGACUAUUUUUUCAUGUUAUCAGACUCUUUGUAUUUAGUUUUGAUAAUUAUUAUUUUAAUCAAAGGACUUCAUAUUCAGUUUAUUUAAACCAUUACCCGAAUUCCUGAACCCUGAAGUUAUUUUCAAUUUUAUCAGGAUCAGUUCUUGGGAGUGGGAUGAUUAAGGGGAAUAACAACACUUUUAUGCCUCGUCAUACAUUCGCCUAUUACUUUCCCAAAGAGUUAGAACAUUUUACAGGGGCCCCAUCUGAGUGUAUCAGUUCAUUAAAAGUUUACAGCUUUGGGUGGGGGGUUUAUAUGUUGUUGCUAAUGUAGUAGAUAAGAGUUCAAAAUUGCUCUUAUUUGCUUUUGUGUGACUUUUUUUGUAUACUUUGUUCAUUUAUAUAAGUAAAUGUCUCAAUGGUUUCUUUAUACAUUUGUAUGAGUUAUUUCUGCAGUAAAUACUUGGUAGAAGUA
This is a messenger RNA of Hyaena hyaena (striped hyena), 3407 nucleotides long. RefSeq names its product TruB pseudouridine synthase family member 1 (gene TRUB1). Lineage: Eukaryota; Metazoa; Chordata; Mammalia; Carnivora; Hyaenidae. Gene Ontology annotation, cellular component: mitochondrion. The transcript is spliced from 8 exons. Bases 26 to 1072 code for a protein of 348 amino acids. Gene Ontology annotation, biological process: tRNA modification; mRNA pseudouridine synthesis. The record is from RefSeq and is a predicted model, not a curated record. Gene Ontology annotation, molecular function: RNA binding; pseudouridine synthase activity.